Sebastes umbrosus (honeycomb rockfish) is the source of this 3508-nucleotide messenger RNA. It is a transcript of the gene slc24a2b, whose product is annotated as solute carrier family 24 member 2. Gene Ontology annotation, biological process: calcium ion transmembrane transport; intracellular calcium ion homeostasis; long-term synaptic potentiation. NCBI's taxonomy places the organism in Eukaryota, Metazoa, Chordata, Actinopteri, Perciformes, Sebastidae. Gene Ontology annotation, molecular function: calcium, potassium:sodium antiporter activity; calcium channel activity. Gene Ontology annotation, cellular component: membrane. The coding region runs from base 458 to 2368 and encodes 636 amino acids. The transcript is spliced from 11 exons. The record is from RefSeq and is a predicted model, not a curated record.
GAGGGAGGAGGAACAUUGAGAGGGAGGGAGGAGUCCUCGGUCUCUGGGCUUCUGAUCUGGCGUCUUGGAGCUCCACCUCGGCUGAGGGAGGAAAAUCUCACUGAGGAUUUACUGUUGGGUCCUUCAGACUGAACUCUGAGCUCUCUGGACUUUUCUCCUUUGGGAUACAAUUUAGUGGAAUAUUCAUUCAGAGACCUGCUGGAGUCCUUCCUGCUGAACGGGAGAAGUGUGGUAUGAGAAAGUGAGUAAUAUGGGGAAGCCUUUGAAUGGGCUAGAUCCUGGAAUCAGACUGCAGGGCUUCCAUUGUGUUUAGACCGGGAAGCAGCAUGCAAACAAAUCGGUGAACCGCCGCGGCCUGUCAAACCCCCGCCCUCGUAGCCACCGGCACCGCCAACCCAACUUCGGGGGGGAUUCCAAACACUUCCCCUCUGCCUGACAACCUGCGCCAAAACAAACCAUGGAUUUCCUGCUACCCAUAAGAAGACGCGCCAACGAGGAGCCUCUUCUGGGCCCUCACAGCAGCUGCUCCAGGCACCACUUCCAUUGCGUCAAAAGAAAGCUGCGGCCCGGACGGAUUCUGGGUUUCCUCAUCAGCAUGGUGGCGGUCUGCACAUUCUGUUCAUGGAGUGCCUUGUCGCUGGUCACAACGGUGGCCAAGGAGCUGGAAUCGUCCGCUGAGGGCUCAGCAGAGGAGGCGGUGCCCCAAAGAACUCUUCUGCAGUACCACAACCUCUCAGCCGCGCGAGAGGACACGCCGGUGGCCAUGAGAUCAUCUGGUGCAGAGAAUCACGGGGACUACCCAACGGACUACUUCAGCGUGGAGGACAGGCGUGAGGGCUAUGUGAUUUUUCAUAUGUUUGGCAUGUUGUACAUGUUCAUAGCCUUAGCCAUCGUCUGCGAUGAGUUCUUUGUUCCUGCGCUCACGGUCAUCACGGAGAAGCUGCAGAUAUCUGAUGAUGUAGCAGGAGCCACCUUCAUGGCGGCAGGUGGCUCAGCCCCAGAGCUCUUCACUUCCGUCAUCGGAGUCUUCGUCUCCCACAGUAACGUGGGUAUCGGCACCAUCGUGGGCUCCGCUGUCUUCAACAUCCUGUUUGUGAUCGGGAUGUGCGCCCUGUUCUCCAAAGAGGUGCUGCACCUCACCUGGUGGCCUCUGUUCAGAGACGUCUCGUUCUAUAUCAUCGGCUUGCUCAUGCUCAUCUAUUUCUUUCUGGAUAACCAAAUCACGUUUGGGGAGAGUCUGGGCCUGCUGUCGUGCUACACCUUCUACGUGACGUUCAUGAAGUUCAAUGCCAAAGUAGAAUUCGUCAUCAAGACCCUCCUGGGAGGCAACGUGGUGGAGGAGCUGGAGACUGCACCAAAGGUAAAUGCACCUGGAGAGGAUGAGAACAAGCUGACGGCCAAACCGAGGCUGCAGAGGGAAGGCAGCUGUGCUUCUCUACACAACUCACUGAUGAGAAACAGCAUCUUCCAGCUCAUGAUUCACACCCUCGAUCCGCUCAGUGACGAAGGUAUGGGUGGACGUUUCAAAGAGAAGGCUUCAAUCCUUCACAAAAUGGCCAAGCAGAAGUGUAAAGACGAGGCUUCCAAUACGGCCAACGGCGUCGGACCCCUCUCCCAGGCACAACCUCCAAGAAAUGCAAAUGCUGAUAAAAACAUCCCCAACAGUUCAAAUGUUGAGGUGGAAGUCACACCACCCAUGAACGGUGUUGCAGGAGGAGAAGAGGGUGGUGACGAAGAGGAAGAUGAAGACCAGCCUCUGAGCCUGGCCUGGCCAGACACCAACAGGAAACGGAUCACCUACCUCGCCAUUAUGCCCAUCGUCUUUCCCCUGUGGCUCACACUGCCCGACGUCAGGAGAGAGAGCUCAGUGAGAUUCUUCCCCGUCACUUUCCUCGGCUCCAUCAGUUGGAUCGCUUUCUUCUCCUACCUGAUGGUGUGGUGGGCUCACCAGGUUGGAGAAACGUUCUUCAUCACAGAGGAGAUAAUGGGUCUGACCAUAUUAGCAGCUGGCACUUCGAUCCCCGAUCUGAUCACCAGCGUGAUUGUAGCACGAAAAGGCCUCGGUGACAUGGCCGUGUCCAGCUCUGUGGGCUCCAACAUCUUUGAUAUCACUGUGGGUCUGCCGUUCCCCUGGCUCAUUUACAACAUCCUCAACGACUUCAGGCCGGUACAGGUGAGCAGCAACGGCCUGUUCUGCGCCAUCGUCCUCCUCUUCCUCAUGCUCCUCUUCGUCAUCAGCUCCAUCGCGGCUUGCAACUGGAAGAUGAGCAAGUUUCUGGGCCUUUUCAUGUUCCUGCUCUACUUCUUCUUCCUCAUUGUCAGCGUCAUGCUGGAGGACAAAGUCAUCAAUUGCCCCGUCACCGUCUGAGAGAGAGCGACUCCCGCUGGACGUCAGAAAGCAGAAAUCAAGCACAAAGGAGUGGAAAAACAUGCUCGCACAGACAUAAACUGUCUCUUAUCUGUCUCACUUACAUACACAGCAGAAGACUGCACACACACACACACACACACUCAAGUGAAAGGUGAAGAAAACACACACACACACACACACACAGACACACACACAUGCAGGUUGUGAAUGCCAGUUAGGCAGACUGACUUAAAUCAACGCUGCAGAUUCAGACCGGUGCUUCACAGCCGUCCAGCAGCCAGCAUACAAGUCAUUUAUGGACUUUAUGCCACCCCAAUAGGAGACACUCCUCUAUUUGUACCAUGUGACUACUUUCAGUAGCCGCUAUUGGUUGAAAACUGAUGGACAAGUUAUGUGAACGCCACCUGGGAUGGAAAUUUCAAUGAAAGAUCACCAGAGAUUGUUUUUUUUUUGUAACUAAAGGACCGUGUGGCAGUAUACCUCCACUACUCAUGCAGGCAGCCAAGUGAAGCGUAUUAACUGAAUAUGGGGGCUUAAAAGAGACUUUUUUUGUUUGUUUUAAAGGGCAGCGAAGCUCUGGAGAGAUCAUAAGUGUGAUAGCUGCUGACUAUACCUUUAGAUUUGUUCAUUCCACCUCCUGUAUGGCUUUGCAAUGUCAUCGAAAGAGAAAUAUCCAGUAUUCAUAACUUGAGUAUGUUCACAUACAGUAUAUUUGAAACCCGGUCUCACAGGAAGGCGUAUAAAUACCACAACAUCACACGGACAUUUUGAGUGUCAUGAGUACACAUUUGAGCCUUUUCACGUGUCAUUUGUACGCCACGCAAACGUCCGCAGUUGGGUUUAAGCAAAAAAACUACUAACUUAGGUUCAGGCAAGAAAACAACUCAGUUAGGAUACAGAAAAACAUCAUGGUUGGGCUUCAAAUAAGUACGUAAAUUAAGUUAAACACGUACAGAAAUAACGUAACAGUGUUACGUUCCCCCCGUUCUCCCUAGAUCCCGGACGAGCCCCCAAUUGUUACAUUCCCCCUGACUAGGGUCCAGGGGAUGGAGGGAGUGACAGUAAAUGUUUACCCAGGAAACAGAGAGACUGGCCACGGAUGGGUGUAAACAAAAUUAUUCAAUUUAUUAACAAAAA